AAAUUGAUGUAUAAAACUCUUCAUAGAGUAUACAAAAUAGCAUUACAAAAGACAUUAACAAUUAAAUCAAAAUCACAAUAUUUUGUUAAGGUUUUGCAAAAAUUUGUAAAUGAAAAUGAUAAAACUGAAAAUUUUUCUAAUAGUGAAAGUAGUUAUGAUAAUCUUUCAAGUGAUAAAGAAAAUAUUAAUAGUAAUAUAUUUUAUUUACAAAAUUCAAAAAAAAGGUGUGACAAAAGAAGACCUUUAGAUACAAAGCAUUUUAAGCUAUUUAUUGAAAAAAAUCAAG
Racocetra fulgida is the source of this 286-nucleotide messenger RNA. Lineage: Eukaryota; Fungi; Glomeromycota; Glomeromycetes; Diversisporales; Gigasporaceae. The record is from the annotation of a GenBank genome assembly.